Molecule: messenger RNA, 354 nt
Organism: Humulus lupulus (European hop)
Lineage: Eukaryota; Viridiplantae; Streptophyta; Magnoliopsida; Rosales; Cannabaceae
Exons: 1
Coding region: 1-354 (117 amino acids)
Source: RefSeq, a predicted model, not a curated record
AUGGAUAUUGAAAAGGUAUACAAGGAUGCUCAAUGCAGAAUCUUCCCUGCUACUUUGUCUAAUGCUGCUCAAGAAUGGUACUUUAAGUUCCAACUUACUACAAUCACUUCCAGGGAGAUGCUUGCCAAGGAAUUCUACGGGCAGUUCUAUGUUGCUGGCAUACAUCCAACAGAGGCCAACCAGCUGGUCGAUAUACUACAAAAGGAUGAUGAGCCUUUGAAAGAGUCGAUACAAAGGUUCAUGAGAAUAGCUGCUCAUGCCAAAUCUGUUGGUCAUGAAGGAAAAAUGAUGGCUAUCAUAGUAGGAGUAAAAAGGCAGUCCCAUUUAUGGAACAACAUACAAAAAAUGGAGUAA